CCUAUAUCAGCAAAACGUGCGUUUUGACCACAGCCAACCAAAAUUGAUAGUUUUCACAACUCCCAAAAGAUCAAAAUCAGACAUUACAAAACAACACAAACAUUUCGUCUUCACACCAUUUGUUUGAGCCAAAAUCAAUAUGGGCCUAUCCCCAAGAUCUCUCUUCUUCUUCUUCCUCUUCAUUCUCUUCAUUGAUUCUGUCACUUGUUCAUCAUGUCCCAUUGAUUUCAGUUAUGUCCAAACAUUCCCAUGGGACUCAUCACCGUGCCAAGACCCAACUGACAAAAGCUGUUGCCAAACACUCCUCAGCCUCUUUGGUAUUGGACUAGCCCAAUACCUCAAACAAACAUCCAUGUUCUACUUCCCAAACGAAACUUCCUCAUCUUCUUGCCUAUCCGAUUUCCAAACCAAGCUCCAAUCCUUGUCAUUUCCACGGUCCUUAGUCUCUGAAUGCCUAGGCAAUUCAACUGAGUUCGUCGUCAACCCAUCGUUCUGUGCUGGAAUCGCCACAACCCAAGAUUGGAUAAAAAAAGUCGGUCCAACGAGCCUUCUAGACUCAUCCUGUAAUGGGGAUAUGACAGGGCUGACCCGGUGUGGCUUGUGCGUCGAAGCUGGCUUCAGAGUUUCUGCUCAAUUGGCUUCUCUAGACAAGAAUUCCACAAAAUGCUUUUACUAUGCUGUUUUUUAUGCUGCUGGGAUUGUCAAUGAGUUUGGCCCUGAAGAUCCCAGAACUGCUGUUUGCAUAUUAGGCUUGACCUUGGAUAGUUCAGCAACCAACAAGUCAAAAAAUUUCAGCAAAGAAAGCUUGUACAAAUGGGUUUUCGGGUCUUUGGGCGCUUUGGUUGGUGUUUUGAUGACCACGGGACUAAUCAUCGUGUACAAGAAGUGGCACAAGAAGAACCAGCAGAAGGAAUUGCACGAAGAAUACGUGACGGGUGUGAAGGCUCGAGUUCUACCCAACACCGGCGCUAAAUGGUUUAGUCUGGCCGAGCUUGAACAAGCCACAAGCGGGUUUCCACAGAGGAACAUGAUCGGCCAAGGCGGGUAUGGAGUUGUUUUCAAAGGAAUCCUCUCAGACGGGACAGUAGUCGCGGUGAAACAAAUUCUCGACAUAGACUCAAAAGGAGACGAAGAGUUUGUCAACGAGGUAGGGAUUAUAAGCAACAUAAGGCACAGAAAUCUCCUCUCUCUUAGAGGUUGUUGUGUAACAAGUGACCAAUUAAGAGGCAAAAGAAGGUACUUAGUUUACGAUUUCAUGCCAAAUGGUAGCCUCGACGACCACCUUUUCAAAAUUGAAUCCAACAAGAAGCGCUUAAGCUGGCCACAGCGCAAGAACAUAAUUCUUGACGUGGCCAAAGGGCUAGCCUAUUUACACCACGGGAUCAAACCCGCCAUAUAUCACAGAGACAUAAAAGCCACAAACAUUCUUUUGGACUCGGAAAUGAAAGCUAGAGUUGCAGAUUUCGGGUUAGCCAAACAAAGCACAGAAGGGCAGUCCCACCUCACCACACGAGUGGCUGGCACGUACGGUUAUUUAGCACCCGAAUACGCCCUUUACGGGCAACUAACUGAAAAGAGCGAUGUUUACAGCUUUGGGAUUGUAAUUCUCGAGACAAUGAGUGGGAGGAAAGUGCUCGACACAACGAAUGCAACUAAUGCAUCGACAAUUCUGAUCACGGAUUGGGCAUGGACGAUGGUGAAGUCGGGGGAUGCGAAGGGGGUUUUCGAUGAGGGGAUAAGAGAGGAAGGGCCUAGGGGGGUGAUGGAGAGGUUUGUGCUUGUUGGGAUUUUGUGUGCUCAUGUGAUGGUGGCUUUGAGGCCUACCAUUGCUGAUGCUCUGAAGAUGUUGGAAGGAGAUAUUGAUAUUCCCAGACUGCCUGAUAGGCCUUUGCCUCUUAGUCAUGAGUCUUUUCGAUCUUCUUUGCUCUUUAGUGCAUCCAUAAGUGAGAGAUCCAAAGGCAGCUCCAGCAUUAGCAGCAUGUAAAGAUUGUUACACUCUUUUCUUUCUUUCUUUUUUUGAAAGUCAGAAAUUUGAUAGUGAGAGAUCCAGAGGCAGCUCCAGAAUUAGCAGCAUGUAAAGAUUACUAUACUUUUUUUCUCUUUUUGUUUUUUUAAAGUUAGACAUUUUUGUAAUGCGACUUAUGAAUUAACAAAAACAAAGGAAUUGGAGGUUGUGGUAUCAAA
Molecule: messenger RNA, 2184 nt
Organism: Camellia sinensis
Lineage: Eukaryota; Viridiplantae; Streptophyta; Magnoliopsida; Ericales; Theaceae
Product: putative receptor-like protein kinase At1g11050
Biological process (GO): protein phosphorylation
Molecular function (GO): ATP binding; protein kinase activity
Source: RefSeq, a predicted model, not a curated record